Molecule: messenger RNA, 2389 nt
Organism: Struthio camelus australis
Lineage: Eukaryota; Metazoa; Chordata; Aves; Struthioniformes; Struthionidae
Source: RefSeq, a predicted model, not a curated record
AUGACGCCGCCGGGCACGCCGCCGGUGAGACGGCGGAACAAGCUGAAGCCGCCGGGCACGCCACCCCCGUCGUCUCGCAAGCUCAUCCACCUCCUGCCCGGCUUCACGGCGCUGCACCGCAGCAAGUCGCACGAGUUCCAGCUGGGCCACCGCGUGGACGAGGCGCACACCCCCAACUCCCUCUCCGUCUGUGCCCGGCCCGGCCCCCGAAGCCCCCGGCCGGGAGCCCUCCGGCGCUCGGAGGAGAGCCCAGCGCAGGGGCCCGCGGCAGCGCUGCCCGGGCGCCAGGUCCAGACGUGCCACCUCUUCCCAUCGAGCCGUGCCAAGGGGAAGCGUUUCGGCCCCUGCGGCGACGGCGGUUUGCAGCGCGCUCUGGGCUCCGGCGAGCUCGCCCUUCCCUCUGCUUGUGGGCCGACGCUGUUCGAGCCCGUCCUUGCCGUUUCUGCCUUUGCAAGCCCAGUAAAGAAGAAGAACAAGCCCUUGAACCUCAAGAUCCACAACAGCGUGGGAAGCUGCGAGAACAUCCCCUCGCAGCGCUCGCCGCUGCUCCCGGAGCGCUCCCUGCGGUCCUUCUUCGUGGGGUACCCGCCUUUCCUGCCCUCCACGCCUCCCGUCCACACCGAAGCCACCUUCUCGGCAACUGGACCAACAGCCCAGUUCGAUCUCGCGCUCAAGUGCCACAACAAAUGCACCAAAGAGGCCCCUCCGUGUCACCUGCUGAUCAUCCAUCGCGGAGGGAGACGAGCCGUACGGUGCGAGGCAGAUUUGCAUCCCAAACCACUUCCACCCACCCUCCCCCUGCCACCUUUCCUUUUCAGAUCCCCCACAGCACGGGCAAGGUUAGUCCGGACCGAAUCCGUGCCCUGCGAUAUCAACAAUCCCUUACGGAAGCCGCCCAGGUAUUCGGACCUGCACGUGAGCCAGACGCUUCCCAAAACCAACAAAAUCAACAAGGACCACAUCCCGGUGCCCUACCAGCCAGACUCCAGCAGCAAUCCCUCUUCCACAACCUCUUCCACACCUUCCUCACCGGCCCCGCCGCUGCCACCCAGUGCGACUCCACCAUCCCCCCUCCACCCCUCACCGCAGUGCACGCGGCAGCAGAAGCAGUUCAACUUGCCAGCUUCCCAUUACUACAAGUACAAGCAGCAGUUCAUUUUCCCUGAUGUGGUGCCUGAGACGCCAGCCCGAGCCCCACAGGUGGUCCUCCAUCCAGUCAACUCGAACCCAAUCCUGGAAGGAAAUCCAUUACUUCAAAUUGAAGUGGAGCCAACAUCGGAGAAUGAGGAGGGGAAUGAGGAGGCCCAAGAGUCCGAGGAUGACUUUGAAGAGAUGAACCUCUCCCUCCUCUCGGCUCGCAACUUCCCCCGCAAGGCCAGCCAAACCAGCAUCUUCCUCCAGGAGUGGGACAUCCCCUUUGAACAGCUGGAGAUCGGGGAGCUCAUCGGCAAGGGGCGCUUCGGCCAGGUGUUUCACGGGCGCUGGCACGGCGAGGUGGCCAUCCGUCUCAUCGACAUCGAGCGGGACAACGAGGACCAGCUGAAAGCCUUUAAGCGGGAGGUGAUGGCUUACCGGCAGACCCGCCAUGAGAACGUGGUGCUCUUCAUGGGAGCCUGCAUGAGCCCUCCCCACCUCGCCAUCAUCACCAGCUUGUGUAAAGGACGGACUCUCUACUCGGUGGUGAGAGAUGCCAAAAUUGUCCUGGACGUCAACAAGACGAGGCAGAUAGCUCAAGAAAUUGUGAAGGGAAUGGGGUACCUGCACGCCAAGGGGAUCCUUCACAAAGAUCUGAAGUCGAAAAAUGUUUUCUAUGAUAACGGGAAGGUGGUCAUCACGGACUUCGGCCUCUUCAGCAUCUCAGGAGUGCUGCAAGCAGGCAGGAGGGAGAACAAGCUGCGGAUCCAGAACGGCUGGCUGUGCCACCUCGCCCCGGAGAUCAUCCGCCAGCUCUCGCCCGACACCGAGGAGGACAAGCUGCCCUUCUCCAAGCAUUCGGAUGUUUUUGCACUUGGCACUAUCUGGUAUGAGCUGCACGCGCGGGAAUGGCCCUUCAAGACACAGCCGGCGGAGGCAAUAAUAUGGCAGGUGGGAAGAGGGAUGAAGCCCAACCUCAGCCAGAUCGGAAUGGGCAAGGAGAUCUCGGACAUCCUCCUCUUCUGCUGGGCCUACGAGCAAGAGGAGAGACCCACCUUCACCAAGCUCAUGGACAUGCUGGAGAAACUGCCAAAGCGGAACCGUCGCCUUUCCCAUCCCGGGCACUUCUGGAAGUCAGCGGAGCUGUGACAGAAGGACAUAAGGGACGGUGCCUUCCUCCCCUCUUCAGCUCUCCUCUCCUCUUCCUCCCUCUGUAUGCUACCGAAGAGCCGAGGGCGCUGCGGAACGCCAGCGU